ACGACCGUACGAAAUAGACGAAGAAAUCUUGCUGUUUUAUAAAGAUGAGCUUACUAACUUGGGAUCUAAUGGAACCGGGUCUUGUGACAUUAACGGAAGCAGAAAACAGAUUCUUGGAGAUGCUUCUUACACAAGUUCCAGGAAGAGAAGUUAUUUAUCCGGGAAAGGAUGCGAUUACAAACCUUCCACCAAGAAAUCCACCACCACCGAAAGUUACCCUCGUCAAUAUCGUAAUAAAGUUGUUGGAUCCCAUCAAAUUUCCAGUUCAAUCGCAAAACGCAAGAGGAAUGAUUAAUGAACUGAGUAUUUUAAGUUUCUUACAUGGUGUGAUUGGUUUAAACGUGAUGGGAAGGUGUAAAACUCCAACUCCAACUCCAACUGUGAUUCCUUGUUGUCAACCUGGGAAUCCUGGAUUUAAAACUUCUGGCGAAAUUCAUGCCUUUUCUUCUCUGGAUACUAUAGAAACUAUUGAAAAUACAACUCCAGAAAAAUGUUAUGAAGAAUCUUUUAAUAAACCUGAUUUUGAAAUUAAAGAAGUUGAAGCAAUAUUAGAAGGUGUUAAAAUAUCUAGAAAGAAACAUGAUGGUGGUGGUGACAAUCCUAGUCCUUUAGAUAAUGAUUUCGUUCCCCAAAAAGAUUUAUUCGAUCAUAUUAAUAAUAUUAUUAAUAAUGUCGUACCUGAAUUAAAAAGUAAUGUCACUUCCGAAAAACAAGCUUUAACUCACGAUCGUCGUAUAGCAAGAUGGUUCGAUGCCGCUAAUUAUGCUGAUAAAUCGAUCAAUGUUACUUUAAAUCGAUUGAAACAAAUAAAAAUCAAAUCUUAUAAAAUUAUUGAUCUCGAUAAAAAAGCCAAUGAAAUUAUUACUACAAUAAAAGAUUUAACUGAUAAUGAAGAUCAAACAGUUAUUGAUUUAAUGAAAAAACAAUUAAGAAAUCUUAAUUUACUCGGUUCAAUGGAAAGUAUGCGUAAUCAGAUAACUCAAAUAAGGAAGACACUUAUUGAACAUAAUGAUGCUGAUUUGGUCAUGGGUGAUGUUAUAGAUGUUGAAUCUCAAAUAACUGAAUUUGAAAGUGAUCUUUUAAAUGAUGAUUCCGCACUUGCGAAAGCUUUAAAGCAAAAGCAUGCUAAAUUACUACUAACAAUUCAAAAUAUACGUGUUGCUUUGAUCGAAAAUAAACUUCACAUUGCCGCAUAUUCAAGUCCUUCGUCUCUAAAUUCUCCUACUUCUGCUGGUUCAAAAUUUGAUCGGGUUAUCGUUAAAAAUAAUUUAGAAAAUUUUUAUGCACGUUUAAUUUCUCCUCCAACUUACUAUAUGAUUGAUACAGAAAAUGAAACUGAAGAACCUGAACGUAUACAUGGUCUUACUUGUAAUGAUGAUCAUGUUGCUGAAAUUACUGAACGUUAUGAUAAGAUUGAAUCUGAAUUAACUUCUUUUGAGAGAACCCUAUGGGUCGAAUUUUGA
Rhizophagus irregularis DAOM 181602=DAOM 197198 is the source of this 1463-nucleotide messenger RNA. The record is from RefSeq and is a predicted model, not a curated record. NCBI's taxonomy places the organism in Eukaryota, Fungi, Glomeromycota, Glomeromycetes, Glomerales, Glomeraceae.